AGACUACAAACAUUUUGAAUUCUCGAGAGUAUAAAACACAAGGCCUUGGUGAUAUUACAAUACUAAGACGUAUCUGGUAAUGUUAGGGUAUGUCUGCGUUGCCAAAAUAUAUAUACGUCAUGUAUAUAUUAAUAUAUUAUUAUAUCGUAUACCCGUUAAAAAAUCAGAGCACAUUCGGGCAAGCGCGAUCGAUGACUCGGUGUGCUGCGGUGGGUGAUGGUCACAAGAUAUCAUACGAUAUAAGGUCGUUUUGGCGGGGUUGGAAACGUGAUCGAUUCCCUCGAGUGUGUCAUUAUUCAAUUUUUUAUGAAAUAUUCGCAUAUUGUUUGAGUGUGUGUUUGUGUAUAAUAAUAUCGUCGUCGUUACUAUAACGCCACAAUCGUCACAACUUACGCGCAAGUGAAGUGACUAUGAGUGAGUGUGUAGUUGCGGUUGUGCGCGAGUGGCAAUGACUCGGCCGUGUCGACGGGCGGUGGAGGUGAUGGUGUGGGCGAAGUCGUCCUCGGCCAUCCGCAGUUAGGGCGCUAUCGCCGCCGCCUCCGCGAAAAAUCAGCAAAAGUAUAAUGUAAGCGCUCGCAUAAAAUCAUCGGCACGUGUACACCUACCUCCGACACGGUCGGUCGGACGAUAAUGAUAUUUAAUAUUAUAAUAAUACAGUUGUGCGUGGGCGGAGGCGGCGGCGUCGGAGGCGAAACGAAAACCGUUCGUGCCGAGGCAUGAUAUUUAUGAUAUACACGAUCGAUGGAGAGUACAAACCUCGGCGAAGACUGCAUCUCUGACAAUCCAAACGGCUUUCGUUGUACAAGCACCUGUGUAAAACGGUGGCGAGGACGACGAAAGGCACGACCACUGUAGACAAAGUAGAUCACCGUGAUCAUGGCGUCGUCGCCUUUGCGGGCUCCGGCGGCGGCUGGUCAACAGCAAUCGAGAUUGAUGGACAUGCAAAAAAAGUUCCAGCAGAGGCAUUUAGCCACCGUGGCGGCUGUCAAAAGCACCGUCGGUGGGUCUACGACGUCGUCAACCACCUCAUCGACCAAGACCACCGGAAGCGGUGAUCUUCCGGUGCCACCAGUUCGGCGGAUUGUCGGCGCCAUCGCCCCUGUGCAACCGCAGCCGCAGCAGCGCAGGCCAGUUGGAUCCGGAAGUGGCGGAGAUUCUGUCUUACAGGUUGACGUAAAGGGAAAGGUACGACAGCUGUUUGCCGAGCGGAGCCAACAACUGCAGGGCCCGGGCUACCAGCACCACCAGCAACAGCGACGGCAGCGGCGCCGGAGUCUGACCGGUCGCGACCGGUCGCGGCCCCUGAGACCGCUGUCCGGCGCCGACGACGAUCCGCUGUGCAAGACCGUCUGCUUUACCGCUGGCGGUGGCGCCGACUUGGUGGGCAUCAGCGCCGCGGACGGCGGCGACGUGCGCAGCGAACUUCUCGCGCUGUUCGGCAGGCUGCCCAACCUGGGCGGACAGCUGCUGUCGGAAUCGUUCCGCGGGGGAGCCGGCAAAAUGAAGACCGCCCAGUCGGCGCCCGAGCUCAAGUGGUUGCUGGACGGCAGCAACGGACCCGGCAGGGCGGGAGGGGCACAACGGCCACCGCAGCCACCAGCGGCCGGGCCGGAUAAAGGCGGCGGUAUUCCGAAACGGGCGGCGGCAGGACGUGCAGGUGACGCCGGUGAUUACGGUGAUGGUAAUGGUGACGGCAGCGCUGACGACGACGGCGAUGGCGACAACGAUCAACGGCAACAGCAACAGUUGCAGCGACCGGCGGCACGAAUAAACAGCAAAACCGCGACGGUCGUGAAAAAACCACUGGCCACAGUCAACGGUAACGUUGGCGGCGGUGGUGGUGGUGGCGGCGGUGGUGGCGUGGGUCGCGUUGCUAAAAAGGCCACAUCAAAUGACUCCAACAGGUUGCUAUUGCCGCCAGUCGUGCAGCCGACGGUGAUAAACGCACUAGCGGCGGGCGCUGGUGCAGCCGCGGCGGUGGCCAGCGUGACCGCGGCCAGGGAGGCUGGCAUCCAGAAACCUUUGGUCAGGGCGGCCAAGCUUCCGCAAAAGCCAGCUGCCGCGAGGCGCGUAUCACCACUUCCGGCCAAGGCCGCUCCCAGGCCACCGGUCGUUAAGCGCGCCACGCCGACUACGCCGACCACGGGGUCACCACGACCACAGCCCCUGAAACAGCAACUGUCCGCGGACAGAGGCCCGCCAGCCAAGGGCAUGGCCCGCUGCCCAUUGUGCGCCAGGGACUUUGCUGCCGACAGGCUGCCCAAGCACGAGCAGGUGUGCCGCCGCACGCGUGACCGCGACCGCAAGCGCAAAGUGUUCGACACGAGCAAAAAGAGGCUGGAAGCCGUGGCCGCUGAGGCCGGUGUGGACGUUACAUCGUUCAAGAAAAAGAGCCAAAAGGAGGACCAGCGGGUCGCCGAGAAGCUUCAGAAGAAAAAGGACGCGUGGCGCAGGAAGCAUGACCAGCUGUUGCGCAACGUGCGGGCCGCAAGGGCAGUGCAAAGACAUCUGGCUGCGGGCGGCACGGUGAAGGACUUGCCGCCGGAGCUGGAGAACGCGACGGCGGACCAGGAUGACGAGAUUGACUCGGACCUGGUUAAGUGCCCGCACUGUGGCCGGACGUUCAACGAGGCGUCCGCGGAGAGGCAUAUGCCUUUGUGCGCGGACCGGCAGCGGAACGCGGCCGCCCGGAUGCAGAACAACAAGAAACGGUGAACCUCGCCGUUUCCACAAUCGCCACCACCGCAACAACAACAUUUCUACUAAACAACAAUAUUACCGAUAAGAACGGCUGUGAUGAACUCAACCGCUCUACCUAUUGUUGCAGUAUGAUCAUUUCCAUCCAACUUGAAUCUACCUAUAGUCUAUAGACUCAAUAGUAUUAAGUAAAAAUAUCAUAGCGUUUCAUGUUUUAUGAUUUUACAGUAUAUAAGUUGUCUAGAAAUCGAAUUAUUAUAUUAUACGUACAAACAGUUCAAAACGUUUUAACUCAUCUGUGCAAUGACUAAGAGUUAAAAUAAUGUACCGAGUCUGAGUGUACCGCGAGCUGUGAAGAUUAUAAUAACAUAUCAUACACAUUUACUAUAUGUAAUCUCAAUAGAAACUGUCUUUUUGAGUCUUGACAGACCCUGUGUAUUGUAAAAUAUUGCCCACGAUAGUAGUAUUUAAAAAUUAUGUAUUAUUGAUUUUUUAU
Myzus persicae (green peach aphid) is the source of this 3193-nucleotide messenger RNA. RefSeq lists its product as uncharacterized. NCBI's taxonomy places the organism in Eukaryota, Metazoa, Arthropoda, Insecta, Hemiptera, Aphididae. The transcript has 7 exons. The record is from RefSeq and is a predicted model, not a curated record. The coding region runs from base 877 to 2715 and encodes 612 amino acids.